Molecule: messenger RNA, 4140 nt
Organism: Anolis sagrei ordinatus
Lineage: Eukaryota; Metazoa; Chordata; Lepidosauria; Squamata; Anolidae
Gene: ELOVL5
Product: ELOVL fatty acid elongase 5
Biological process (GO): very long-chain fatty acid biosynthetic process; fatty acid elongation, polyunsaturated fatty acid; sphingolipid biosynthetic process
Cellular component (GO): endoplasmic reticulum membrane; endoplasmic reticulum
Molecular function (GO): fatty acid elongase activity
Source: RefSeq, a predicted model, not a curated record
CUUCCGAUCCGUCUCCAGCUCCCCCCCUCCUGUGGUGACGUCACAAUCAGCCCACAAUUUGGCUUCCCCUCCCCGCCCGCGCUCCUUUUCUCCUUCUCCUUCUUCUUCCCUUUUUUCCUUCCCGCCCCCUUUCGGCCCCCUUCUUUCUUUCUUUCUUUCUUUCUCCCUUCCUUCCUUCCUCCCUUUCCCCGCCUCUGCGGCGGGACCCAGCCGGCGUUGCCUGCUUCUUCUUUCCUUGGGGCAGCCCUUCAGGAGGAGGCACCGGAGAGGGUGAACAAUGGAAUCCUUGGAUAACACAAUCAAUCGCUAUCUGGAUGUUUGGUUUGGUCCAAGAGAUCCCAGAGUAAAAGGAUGGCUUCUCCUGACCAACUACACGCCAACUUUCAUUUUCUCCGUCUUGUACUUAUUAAUCGUAUGGUUAGGACCAAAGUAUAUGCAGAAGAGACCGCCAUUUUCCUGCAGGGGCAUUCUAGUCAUCUAUAAUAUUGGACUUACACUGCUGUCCUUGUAUAUGUUCUAUGAGUUGGUGACAGGAGUGUGGGAAGGAGGAUACAAUUUCUUCUGUCAGGAUACACACAGUGGAGGUGAUGCUGAUAUGAAGAUCAUACGUGUCCUCUGGUGGUACUACUUCUCGAAGCUCAUUGAAUUUAUGGAUACUAUCUUCUUUAUAUUACGGAAAAAUAACCACCAGAUCACUGUUCUUCAUGUCUACCAUCAUGCAACUAUGUUGAACAUCUGGUGGUUUGUUAUGAACUGGGUGCCUUGUGGUCACUCCUAUUUUGGUGCCACUUUUAACAGCUUUAUUCAUGUCCUCAUGUAUUCCUACUAUGGGUUAUCUGCUGUUCCAUCCAUGCGCCCAUAUCUCUGGUGGAAGAAAUAUAUCACUCAGGGACAACUGACUCAAUUUGUCCUGACAAUCUUCCAGACAAGCUGUGGAGUUAUUUGGCCAUGUCGAUUUCCAAUGGGAUGGUUGUAUUUCCAGAUAGGCUACAUGAUCUCCUUAAUUAUCCUUUUCACAAAUUUCUAUAUUCAGACUUAUAACAAGAAGGCACCCUCCAGAAGGAAAGAGUAUCAGAAUGGGUCCGCGGCUGUGAACGGGUACACAAAUAGCUUUUCUUCCCUCGAGAACAAUGUGAAGCAGAGAAAACAAAGAAAGGAUUGAAGACCAAACUGAGAAACCCUUUUGACAUUCUGGGCAAAAACAACAACAAACAACAAAUCAUCUGAUUGUAAGCACAAUAUGUGUUGUGCACUGAUAACUCUUGACAGCUACUGUAACUAUUCCUGCCUAGAAUAGUGUUGAUUUAUGUAGGACUUUAACCAGUGCAAAACAUCCUAGAAACUCUCCAUAGGCUAAAGUUGAUGAUGUUGAUCAUACUGAGGGGGUCACAUACCCAGGGAUAAACUGUGGAAGGGAGUAUUAUUGUAGUAUAUAUAUAUAUAUAUCAUAUAUACAUAUAUUUAUGUAUGUAUAUGUAUAUAUAGAGACACUGCUGUUGCCUUACUAGUCUAUAAGAUAGGUGCUGAAUUCACUAUUUCAGAACUGUAAUCCAAACUCAUAUUUUUUAACUGUAGAUAAUGCAUGUGAUUGUAAUUUGUACCAAUGAAGUUCGGUUUUUUAUUUUUAUUUUUCCAGUAGUUUAAAACACACAUGCCUUAAAUUAAAAUAAAAGCAGGGCCCAAAAACUUAAAAAAAACAAAAAACAACUGUUUUGCAAGUGUAUGGAAAUGUUUCACUUCAUAUUAGGGAGCACUUUCUUAUGGAAGACAGAUUAGAAUGUGGUACAGAUCCCCAAAUAUCAAAUCACACAAUUGUACUUUUGGUUGUGAAAGGUGCAUAUGUAUGUUCAUAUUAGGUUUCCUAUCUUCAAAAUGUUCAUAAGUGGCAGAGAGGAAAUGCCCACAGUGGAUAUUUGGAUAAGACUGCACCUUCACUUGCAGAUACUUUGUGUACACUGUUGAUCAUGGAUGUAGUCUAUGUGUGUUCUGUAUUUGGAGAUUCCAAGUAUGUAAUGGACGGUUGAGGGGCCACAUCCAUUGUCUAGUUCUUUUAUGAUUCAUUCAGAUGCACUGUGUGCAUUUGUUGUCAUGUUAGGAAGCUACCAUGAAACCUGGAAUGGUGGAAACCUCAAGGCCUGAGUCUACUACAAGCAACUGGUUUAUGAAAUGUAAUGACCAUUGAAAAAGAAAGAUCUUUUAUUUCUGCCGAGACUUGAAAUGGAAGAACUAUCAAAUCAUGUGUGGUACCUUUUUUUAAAGUUCUGUUUAUCACAAAUCCGAAGCAGUUUUUUUAAAACUUGAUCAAGUUUUAAUGUUCAUUAAAUUGGCACUUAAAAUGUAGAAUCAGGAUGCCAGCUCUCCAAACACUGGAGCAACCAUGCCCAAAUUGGUAGCCUCUGGGUGUAUUUGGACUACAGUCUCCACAGUGUCCAGCCAGCACAACAUUAAUCAAGCACCACUUCUGGUACGUGCCAGGAUUGGGAAGAUUGGAUGAGAGAGAAGGUAGAGGGAAGAAGAAAGUGGCCAUGAACUAUUACUUCCUUUCAAUUGGCGUUCACAACUUGGUACUUGAAAUUUACAGCAUUCCUUUCUAAAAAUGUCAACACAAUGUGAGAUGAAUCAGCCUUGGUCUGUUGUUUUGAGUCACCUACCAUUUGAUGGAGCCCUCCAUGGCGCAGUGGGUUAAACCCUUUUGCUGGCAGGACUGCUGACCUAAAGGUCGGCUGGUCGAAUCCAGGGAACAAGGUGAGCUCCCAUCUAUCAUCUCCAGCUCAUGCGGGGACAUGAGAGAAGCCUCCCACAGGAUGGUAAAACAUCUGGGCGUCCCCUGGGCAACAUCCUUGCAGAUGGACAAUUCUCUCACACCAAAAGCGACUUGCAGUUUCUCAAGUCACUCCUGACACAGACAAAACCCUACUAUUUAAGAAAGUAGCUGGGUAGAAGAUGCAGCUGGUGUAACACACACACUGUUUUCAUUGUUAGUUUUCAAAGAAACAUUCCCAGGGUGAAACUUGUCAGACACAAUGCAAAGCAGUAUAAGUGGCCAGUGUUGUGAUGGGCCUGCAUUUUCCAAACUAACUGAGAUGUUUGACCAAAUCUUAAAAAGUGAUUGCAGGGUAAUUUUUGGUAUUUGGCUUUUUUAGUAUUUAAGUUGGCAUUUUUGUGGCUAUUCCUAUAGCAAGCAUCGGGUUGGAUCUCAAAAACACGGAGUGUAAUUCCAGUGGCAGAGCCCUCCCUCUGCUGCUCUCUUCAACCCUGAAAAAUUGACCCCCAAAAUAAGAGGACUAACCCUUUCACAGCACAUGGUGUGAGUCAGGCGGGUAAAAAGGAGCUAAGAAGGGAGAAUUCAGGGACCUGUCCCAAUGCAAACAGAAAUAGCUUUCACUCACUCAAGCAGCCCUUUGGUCCAAUGCAUUGACUUUAAAAAUGUGCCUAUAACAAACCGUGGAUUGCCAUAGCCUGGAAGGGAGAUGUGUUUGGACCAUACUGUUACACAGAGAAGCCUUGUAAACGUGUUGGUAAUGAGUUUCCGUUCUCUUAGUGUCUAUCUCACCUAUACUUCUUACCUUGUCUAAGAUUUAUGUAGAAAUGCUUGUUGAAAUUACUGUUAACUGUAAAAUCACACAUAAAUCCAUUGCAAAGCAGGCGUCAGUUAACAGAUACACUGUGUAAUGGGAUGGAGUUUUAGCCUAUUAACAUGUUAGUCCAAUGUACUUCAUUUGUGUCAAACCAUCCUAUUGUUCAUAUGCCCCAGUUUAAUCUAUUAAUUACGAUUUGAUAUUUAGAUAAAUAUCAAUUUUACCAUGGUUUUGCACAUUUGAUUUGGGGGAACUGGAAAGUUUUCCCUCUUUAGCCUUGCUGAUUUUUAAAAAUUUGCUUCUUUUUGAAAUGAGAGACAGCACCAGUUUCCUUUCUAUGUGUGUGCCUCCGUGCUUUUUUUAAAAUGCGCUCAAAGUUUGUGUGUAUGUGUCUUGGUUUCUAGGUACUGAUUAGCAAAGUCUUUACAUAUUUCAUACAGCAGCUUCACCAUUCAAAGUAUGCUGUCUAAAUGUGUGCUAAAAUAAAAAAACACCUCUAGCUUGUCUGAAAAAAUUGCAUUAUUAAUGUUUUGUGUCUUAAUCAUUAAAUCAUUCUUGAUUA